Anopheles maculipalpis is the source of this 3287-nucleotide messenger RNA. Its product is annotated as thioredoxin domain-containing protein 11. The transcript has 5 exons. The record is from RefSeq and is a predicted model, not a curated record. The coding region runs from base 84 to 3287 and encodes 1067 amino acids. Lineage: Eukaryota; Metazoa; Arthropoda; Insecta; Diptera; Culicidae.
AAAUAGGGUAAUGACGUGGUGGUACUUGCGCUACCUCAACGGGAACCGACAUCAGCGACCAAGGCGAAUGAAAGCACUUCCCUAUGCAUGCACUAACAUUAGACCCGUCAUCAGCAGAAGAUUGCAGCAGCAGCAACUUUCAAGAAUCGUCGCAACGUCCUGCACUACCACCACAAGCACCAUCGUCGUCGGUAGUGCUACCAACACUACCAACCACCACGGUACCGGUACCGUCCACGUUAUCGACAGCUGCGGCAAACAAUACCGUUCCAUCGCCGAACCAAUUGCGACGUCAGCAGUUUCCGGGCCGCACAAAAGCACAACGUCAUCGUGGUGCAGUAGUAGCGAACAGUACGGUUUCCGUCACUCCUCCGGACCAUCAGGGCGAUGACACGGCGGACGCACAGUGCACGGUGGUAACGGAACGGCCGCUACCACCAGCAGAAGAAAAUGGUAACGUGGCAACGGUUGUGCACGAACAGCAGCCAGCAGCAAGUGAUAACGGACAGUUGUUGAGUAGUGGUGCGGUGGAUGAAAAGACCCGUCGGUACAAUCGCAUCAGCAUGAUAAUCAUUUACGGCCGUGAGGUGCUCUGCAUACUGGCCCUCAUACUUACCACGUACGCGACGAUCCAGAACAGUCCGCCGAAAAUAUCGAAAGCCCCUCCACCGGUGCCAUUCUUUGCGAAGGGUUCGCUGGUGAACGAUUGGCCCACCGGUGCGCUCGGGACGACGCAAACGCGCGUAUCCGUGUCGGAACUUUCGCUCGUCCUGUACUAUGCGCCCUGGUGUGCGGAAAGUCAGUUUGCGCGCCAUGCGUACGAGCGGGUGGCCCAGCUGUACUAUCGGGAGGCACAUUUUGCCGCCAUCAACUGUUGGCAGCCGGGUGGUGAGUGUCGGGCACGGUACACGAAGGUACAAUCGUGGCCAGUGCUGAUGGCAUACCAACCGAGCGGGCUCGCUAUACAGUAUCAUCAAGCAUGGACGACGGCCGCCCUGUCACGGUUUAUGCAAUCGUUAAUGUUGCCACUGCACCGGUUUGGUAGUCCGGGUGAUCUUAUGGAUCAUAUGACCGGGAAGGAUGCUGUAUUAGUCAUAUUUUUAGACGUGGCAAAGCAUAGCAAACUCUACCAGCGUUACUAUCAAGCGUCACUGAAAUGGCUCGAAAAGGAUCCGUUCCAGCAGGUAUCGUUCGGCGUCGUGACGGGCCAGUCUUCCAAACUGUUUGGCGUUGAUACCGUCCCCUCGAUUCGCUUGUACCUGUGGAAUGAAACCAUUGAGUACGAUGGAACUGAUCCCUGGAAACCGCAGGAUCUUAUCGCUUGGGUCCACAAACAACUUCACGUAGUGUCAAUGUGGAUUGCUCCACCCGGUAACCUUAAAUCGACCACACUCGCUCCAUAUCUAAGGCAAGGUCCGGUGCUGCUCCUAUUCUCUCCAAGACCACUGUACGAAGACAGUUCCGAUGCUUACAUGAUGCUUAGACAGCUCAGCAUGCAAUACUACAACUGUCCUGGCGACGCUUGGAUAUUGGAAAUGGCUCGUGAAUACAUUUCCGACCAGCGAACAUCGAACGCGGCACGAUAUGUCGAAAAACGUGACCAUUGUGCACGUAUCCUUGGACGGCAUCCUUCACAGGAGGACGAAGAUACACCCGGAAGUCAUCGAUAUGGACGGAACAGGUGUAAAGACGGUUUCAAAUCGACCGUUUCCGUAUCGUUCGUGAAUGUGCUCAAUUCGUCAAAGUUUGUCGAUGGAAAACCGGUUGGUGGGAAGGCAUCGGCACGGGAUUAUUGUGAUAUUGCGCCAGCGGUGGGUUGUGGAACGCACGAGGAGUGUGGUACAUUUGGUCCGGAUGCAUCCCGCAAGCCUAGCCUUAUGUGGCAAACGGAUGGAUGCUCAUCCAGAAGACAUAAUGAGGUGGAUACAAGCUACGAGCAAGCGCAAUCGAUCGUUACGUCAAUGGUUGAUUCUGAGCACGACUAUCGAGGACCAAAGUUACUGGCAAAACAAAGUCUUCGCAGGCAGUGUGAGCUGUUGCAGUUGGCCGAAGCGGAAAAGAGUAAUGUUUUCUUCAGUGAACCGGCGCGACAGAAAGAUUCGGUAGAUUAUUACUCCGCGAUAGGAGGAUUGUCCUGUAAGCACAACAAAACGCUUACCUUUAUCAGUAUGGACAGUGGGCUUUAUCAUGCGUUCGGUGAGCGGCUUGGUGUAGAUGUGCUGAAGGAACCAAACCGUACCGUCGCGUUUAUCGUCGAUCAUACCGAUGAGUCUGCAUAUGUGCUGCGCGAUCCUAUCAAUCUGUACAGCUUGUCGAAAUUUGUGCACGAUUACUACAAUCGAUCGUUGGAGAGAUUACUACGAUCAAAGAGCACGAUCUACGAACAUACGCACGCAUUUAAGGUGGAACAGUAUGUAGAACAGGAACAAGCUUACGUCGAUCGGCACCGAACAGUACUCGAUGCUGCCAAAGCAAAAUCCAGAGCAGAAGAAGAAUCCAAAAAGCGAGCCGAGAAAAGGCAGCUAGCAAGCACUUCCGACUCGGAACGCUCUCCAAACCCAUCUAGAGAAACGGAAGAAAUCGAUCGAGUACGCAUGCCGCAUGUUUACCAUCGUGUGCGUGAGAUUUACUCGAGCAACUUCCAGCGUACCGUGCUCGACUCGAACCGUACCGUUGUGGUCAGCUUCUACUCAGCCCAGUGUGCCUUCUGCUACAUACAAGCGCACCAUUUGCUUACCGUGUCGCGCCUGUUGCGCCAUCAGCCGAAUCUGUGGUUUGUGCGGAUCGAUGGUGAACUGAACGAUCUACCGUGGCAGUACACGAUGGAUGUGUUUCCUUCGCUUAUUAUUUUCCCCAAUGGAAGGAAAGCGGAAAGUCGUAUAUUUCCCGAAACGCUUAAAGUCAACGUACCAAACAUAAUCGGAUUCGUCCUUUCCAAUCUUGUGCCAGCAGAACGGUUACAUGCCACCUUUUUGCUCUGCUCCGAUGUGAAUAAUGCAUCGCGCAACGAUUGCUUGCACAUGCUCAAGCGCGAACUAACCGAUGCCAUCCGGUUAAGCUUGCUCGAAUGGCGCCACCAUUCAACAGAUGCCUGCAAACGGGAUCGCAUCGUCCGUCGGCUGCAGCUACUGAAGCAAUCGUACCUUGGCACGCUGCGCUGUCUUAGUCAUUCCUGUGAUCUUACACAACUGGUAAACGUUAGGAAGCGUAUCCUCAACCUCUGGACGGGAGAACACUGUCGUACGCGCAGCAGUCGUAGCAGCAACAGGACAGAGGGAACGCUGUAA